AUGGAUGAUCUUGCUUCAAAGUACCUCACAAAAGUGUGGAGAGAAACACUUAAGAGAGGUGGUCUCAUUAAUGGGAUUGCUCAAAUAAGGAAAAGACAAAGUGAGGAAAAAGUCAAAAACUUGAGGAAAUUGCCUAGAAAAGACAAGUAUGAGAUUGAUGGUGUGUGGUGGUAUGAAUAUGAUCAAUAUUCAUUAAUGCAAUUAGAUAAACAAGUGACGAGGCUGUCUGGAUUUUCUACCACAACUCACACGUGGUCGGGAUUUUCCACCACAACUCACACGUGGUCGGGAUUUUCCACCAUAACUCACACAAGGUUGGGAUUUUAUAUCACAAUGACUCACGAGGUCAGACUUUUCUACCACAACGACUCACACGAGGUCGAGAUUUUGUACAACGACCUGAAGGAGUAA
Molecule: messenger RNA, 411 nt
Organism: Sphenostylis stenocarpa
Lineage: Eukaryota; Viridiplantae; Streptophyta; Magnoliopsida; Fabales; Fabaceae
Source: the annotation of a GenBank genome assembly